This is a messenger RNA of Choloepus didactylus (southern two-toed sloth), 1983 nucleotides long. It is a transcript of the gene SHFL, whose product is annotated as shiftless antiviral inhibitor of ribosomal frameshifting. NCBI's taxonomy places the organism in Eukaryota, Metazoa, Chordata, Mammalia, Pilosa, Megalonychidae. The coding region runs from base 267 to 1154 and encodes 295 amino acids. The record is from RefSeq and is a predicted model, not a curated record. Gene Ontology annotation, biological process: viral translational frameshifting; innate immune response. The transcript has 8 exons. Gene Ontology annotation, molecular function: ribosome binding; sequence-specific mRNA binding.
GCGCGGAUCCGGGGCGCCCGCCCGGGUUUGGGGCGCCGGGGCAGGGGCGGAGCCAAGGAGGAGCCCAGGCGCCUCAUCUUCCCCCCCAGUCUCCCGCCCCCAAGAAACGAAACCGAAAGAGGGGACCCGGGAGGAAGGGCGGGGCCUCCCGGCCCGAGCCCCGCCCCCUGCCCUGCGCGGCGGCGGGACCGACGGGCGCACCCAGGUAGGGGGGACGGCGGCGCCGCGCAGUGCGGACCCUCGGGGAGCCCUGCGCCGCCGCCACCAUGUCUCAGGAAGGAGUGGAGCUGGAGAAGAGCGCCCGGCGCCUGCGGGAGAAGUUUCAUGGGAAGGUAUCCUCCAGGAAAGCGGGGGCUCUGAUGAGGAAAUUCGACAGUGACCACACCGGAGUGGGGCGCUCCAUCGUGUACGGGGUAAAGCAAAAAGACGGACAGGAACUGAGCAAUGACCUGGAAACCCAGGACCCUCCGGAGGACAUGAAACAGGACCAAGACAUCCAGGCGGUGGCGACCUCCCUCCUGCCGCUCACGGAAGCGAACCUGCGCAUGUUUCAGCGCGCGCAGGACGAUCUCAUCCCCGCCGUGGACCGCCAGUUCGCCUGCUCGACCUGUGACCACGUCUGGUGGCGCCGUGUGCCCCAGCGGAAGGAGGUAUCCCGGUGCCUCAAAUGCCGGAAACGCUACGAGCCAGUGCCGUCGGACAAGAUGUGGGGCCUGGCUGAGUUCCACUGCCCCAAGUGUCGGCACAACUUCCGGGGCUGGGCACAGAUGGAGUCCCCGUCCCCCUGCUACGGAUGCGGCUUCCCAGUGUAUCCGACGCGGAUUCUCCCCCCGCGCUGGGACCGAGACACGGAGCGGCGCAGCAGCCACACCCACUCCUGCUCGGCGGCCGACUGCUACAACCGGCGAGAGCCCCACGUGCCGGGGACAUCUUGUGCACACCCUAAGAGCCGGAAGCAGAACCGCCUCCCCAAAGUCCUGCACCCCAGCAACCCCCACAUCAGCAGCGGCUCCACCGUGGCCACCUGCCUGAGCCAGGGCGGGCUCCUCGAAGACCUGGACAGCAUCAUCCUAGAGGACCUGAAGGAGGAGGAAGAGGAAAGGGGGGGAGACGAAGAGGAGGAGGAGGAGGAGGGCGGCGGACACGGGGCGUGACCCUGUCGGGUACAGACGCAAACCAGACACGGUCUGUGGCCACUUUGUGUUGUCAUAAAACAUGAGCUCAAAUUGAGAUAUAAAAACGGCCUUGGGUCCGAGAGAUUGGUGGGGGGAUUUCUCAGGUCCCGUUUUGCAGGGCCCCGGGGAGCAGAUCCACGAUUGGAGGGUCUCCAGGACGCGGCUACGGCGAGCCACCGAGGAGGUGUGGCCAGGACAGCUCUGGACACAGGGUCACAGCCUCAGGGGCCGGAUCAGCAUGGCGGCUUUUUUGAGAGAGUAGGCCCCGCCACGAAACUCAGCCCAGUAGACGCCAUCCUGGUAGCGGCUGCGGUAGUGACCCCCACGGUGCCACACGCCGUUGAGGUUGGAAUGGGCACAAGCGUGGUACCACCAGCCUCCCCGCUGGUACAGUGCACAGUUACCUGAAGGGCAAAGAGAAUCCAUGUCCUCCCACCAGAAUAAAAGCCUCCACCGACUCUUCCCUGGUGCAAAGCCAGGCAUCCUCUGGUCCCUCUUCCCACUCUCAUUCCUAUAUCCUCACCAAAAUAAGAGCCCUGACCCCACUUUCUCCUUCAGAGUAAUAGCCUUAAUUCUUUCCGUAUCUUCUUACCAAAAUAUAAGUCCCACCUGUCCCAUCCAUUCUGCAAACUAGGAUCUCUACUGCACAUUCCUGUGAGGGAGACAAAACCCUUCUCUACUCCCUUUCCAGAACAAGAGUCCUAGUUCUCGCCUCCUGCUCUAUACCAGGAAUCCUGACUCUUAUUGCCACAUCAGAGCCGGAGUCUAGCUUCCUUAUCCCCUCACCAAAAUAAAAGUAUAUCCUCUA